Molecule: messenger RNA, 4084 nt
Organism: Cornus florida
Lineage: Eukaryota; Viridiplantae; Streptophyta; Magnoliopsida; Cornales; Cornaceae
Product: pentatricopeptide repeat-containing protein At3g51320
Exons: 3
Coding region: 237-1991 (584 amino acids)
Biological process (GO): RNA modification
Molecular function (GO): RNA binding; protein binding
Source: RefSeq, a predicted model, not a curated record
UAUGAGUUGACUCCAAUUUAAGAUUGGCAGUUUGUAUGAGCCUGUAAGUUUAUUUUGGGCUUUUUUUAAAAAUCCAAAACUGAAGAAGCACACUUUUACGCCCCAGUACCCCCCUACUGGGCUUCACAAAGGAAUAGAGAAUUGCAGUUCCUCCGAUUAGAGAGAGAGAGAUGAACGUUAAUGGCGGAACCAGUAUCGAGCUCAAAACGACAUCGUCAAACCCAACUCGCAGAUGAAUGGCAAGAGUCUCCAUGCGAGAACUCCUACGUCUCAGAAGCUCCUUUCUCUCUCAUCCGACUCCAAUCCCCUCCAAACCCAACCUCUCCAUUUCAUCUCCAUACACUUCUUUUCCUUCCUCAGAGUUCACUUUCGACAAACGAAGAUCCAUCCCCAGUCACCAAACCCUAAACCUCUUCGAAACAUGCUACAAUCAAAGGCAACUCUAUCAAAUCCAAGCCCAGUUGAUAUCUUCCGGUCUCUUCCAAAACCCAUCUCUCGCCGGCAGAGUUCUCAGGUAUUCGACACAAUUUGGUAGUAUUGAUUACACGAUCCUAAUUUUUAGGUGCAUUGAAUCGCCUGAUGCGUUUUGUGUUAAUACUGUUAUCAAGGCCUAUGCUUGUAGUGGUGUUCCACACCAAGCUGUGGUGUUGUAUUUUGAAAUGCUGAGAAAUGGGUUUUUUCCCAAUAGUUUUACUUUCCCACCGCUUAUUAGUUCUUGCGCGAAGAUGGGUUGCUCCAAAUCGGGACGAAAAUGUCAUGGGCAGGCGGUUAAGAAUGGCGUUGAUGGCGUUUUACCUGUACAGAACUCUUUGAUUCAUCUGUAUGCUUGUUGUGGGCUUAUUGAUGUUGCUUGGCAGGUUUUUGAAGAAAUGCCUGAUAGGGACUUGGUGUCGUGGAAUUCGAUUAUUGAUGGAUUUGCUAAGUUUGGUAAUAUGGAUGCAGCACAUAAGUUGUUUGAUGUAAUGUCUAAGAAGAAUAUGAUUUCUUGGAAUGUUAUGAUUACCGGGUAUCUGAAUGCUGGAAAUCCUGGUUGUGGGUUGAAGUUGUUUAGGGAAAUGGUGAAAACGGGAUUGAGAGGCAGCGACACUACUAUUGUGAGUUUGCUAACUGCUUGUGGUAGGUCAGCCAGACUGAAGGAAGGAAGAUCAGUUCAUGGGUCUUUUAUCAGGACAAUUUUUAGUUCAAGUUUGAUUAUAGACACAGCUUUGAUAAAUAUGUACAGUAAAUGUGGAAGGCUAGACGUUGCUCGAAUAAUUUUUGAUAGGAUGUUAGUGAGGAAUUUGGUUUGUUGGAAUGCAAUGAUUUUAGGGCAUUGCAUUCAUGGGAAUCCAAAAGAUGGCCUUGAUCUAUAUGCAGAGAUAGUGGGCAUCGCUAGAUUGGAAGAUGGAGAAAUCAAUUUUGACAAGAAUAUAAAGCGAGAACAAGGACAGAGAAUUAUCCCAGAUGAAAUAACCUUCAUUGGUGUUUUAUGUGCUUGUGCUCGAGCAGGGUUGUUGAUGGAGGGGAGAAAGCACUUCAGCGAAAUGAUUGAUACAUUCAGAAUUAAAGCCAAUUUUGCACAUUGUUGGUGCAUGGCUAAUCUCUUUGUCGGUGUUGGUCUAAUGCAAGAGGCAGAGGAAGUCUUGAGGAAUGUUCCCAUUGAUGAUGUGUCAGCAGACUCUUCAUUGUGGGCUGGUUUGCUUGGUUCUUGCCGUUUCCAAGGGAACGUGCUUUUGGGAGAACGAAUCGCAAAAGCUUUAAUUGAAUUGGAGCCACAUAAUUUCUUCUGUUAUGCAUUGCUGUUGAAUGUCUAUGCUGCAGCUGGUCAAUGGGAACAUGUUGCAAGGAUGAAGGAGAUGAUGAAGGAGACAGGGGUCAGAAGAAUGCCAGGUUGUAGUCUUGUAGAUUUGAAAGAAAUUGUUCAUGACUUCAAAAUGGGGGAUAAAUGUAGACUGGGUAUGCAGGAGGCUGAAAUGAUGGCAGGUGAACUAGCACAGAGAUUUGGCUUUUGACCACUAAUUCUCAACAACCACCAUUGCACUAGAGGGAAGUUUCUGGUUCACUUCCUCAUGUUGUUGUUUUAGUUCUAAAGAGUGUUUUGACGGAACAGAAUAUAUGCAGUCAAUCAUGGAAUUACGGAAUAAGGUUUGUCUGAAGAGGAUUAUGUUGAUUACAAUGAAUCAAAUUGAGUCUUUUUAAUGACAAUCUUAGUUUGGUGGAAGCACUAGAGGGGUUUGAAAUAAGUUUCACAAUGGAGAUGAUGGAAGUCAUUGUUUUUUUACCCCAAGUGUUGUUCCAUGCAGAAUGCUGGCACACUGAUAGACUUGACAGAUUUGAGGACUAUUUGUCAGCAACUGAUUCAUACUGCUGCAGCCUGCUCCACAAGAUGGAAACUGGGGUUAAGACGAGACUUGGACGCGAGUGACAGACGUAAUUUACUGAGGAAGCUGGCAUCCCACAGAGCCAUAUCACGGUUUCUAAACAUCCUAGUCAUACCUGGAAAACCCAAUAUGAUUCAUAUGACAUUGUGUAGUUUGAGUGUUAUGCUGUUGCACAUCAAAGAUCUCUAUAGAAGAUUUUAAGCGAUUCGUUCCCCUAAAAUUUUUCCUAAGGUGAUGUGCCAUGUAGAAAAUGAGCCAAGCUGACUAUCAGACUAUGGGUAUGAAUUUGUGUGGAAGAUGGUUACUCUUCAACACAUGCCCUAUAGGCAUGUUUGGCGCAAGGAAGAGAGCAAAUUCCUUGUUAGAAUUUCCAAGCAUGCCAUCCCAAUAGCUUAUAUGGAUAUUUUAAAACAGAUUACAUUUCUGAAUAUGCCCCUUUGAGUAGACAAUUCUCCCCCCUAGUGUCUGUGAGCUUAUUCUGCAGAACUAGUAGUGGAGAGAGUUGAAGCACAAGACCACGAGAAACCAAGUUGCAUGAGUUGGUCCAUCUGACUUCCCCAGCCUGUGAUCAGUGGACAGAAUGCUGCUACAGCUUGUCAUCUUUAAUUCUUGGUUUCUAUUUUUUCCUUUUUCAGGUCGUCCAGCAUUUGGUAUUCCUUCAUUUUUUUUUUUUUUUGGGUUACAAGAGGCGAAGGAAAUCAUGAGAAAUAUGCUCAAGAAUGGUUGAUUGUUGUUAUUGAAAAAGUUGUUUACCCGUUGGCUUGUUCAGCACCAUGUCCAAGUGGAUCUCCGAAUUUCUUGUCUUAGAGCGAUUUAUUAUAAUUUUUUUAAGAAAUUAUUUGCCAACUUGUAGGUAAAUGUUGAUGCAAAACAGUCAAAAUGAAGACGGAUGAACUGGUGCAGGGAUUAAAUUCGUUGCGCAUUGGGUUACAACAGCCACUAAAUUCAUUUUACCUGAUUAUGCUGGAUGUUGUGGGCUUUUUGACAGACGGGAGAGAGUACCACAGCCAAUUCUCAAGAACGUGAGAACUCCGUUACUUUCAUAUUUACAUACAUACAUACAUACAUAUAUAUAUAUAGAUCUGUGUGCAUAUGUAUGUAUGUAUGUAAGUAUUCCUAGAGCUAUUUGGCUUGCUCAGUGGGAUAUCGAAACAGAGAAAUCUAGUAGUAUCUCACAAAGCCAAUGUUUGAAUUUCCUCGAUAAUCUCCAGUUCAUUUUUUUUAGGCCAUUGCAUAGGAUGUCUCACUUCCUAUCUUUUGCCUUGGCUCUGUAGACAAGCAAUGGCUUUUGGAGGAGCAGAAUCGUGUCCUAUAAAGAGAGAGCCUGAUCUAGAGGCCACCCAUAGUGACGACGCAAAGGCGGCAAAGGAAAUCACGAGACGUAAUACCACACAGUGACAGAAAAUCCAUUAAUAAAUAUAAAUACCACACACAAUAAAAUUGAAGAUUAUCCAAAGUCACACAAUCCUUUUAAGGAGGUGCCGUUCUCACGCUCUGCACGCUAAUUGGCGCUCUGGAGAAGAAAUUCUUUCAUAAUUCGCAAAUUCAAUUAUGUAAAUUCACGAAUUCAAUUUGUGAAUCCUCGAAUUCACAACAAUUUUUCAUUCGAGAAAUUAUGAACAACUAGGUGUGACAUUUGUUAUCGAAGGUAGUUUUCAAAAAUGUUCCUAAUGCUGAAUAAAAACAGUUAGAAAUGUAUAAAACUAAGAAUAAACCUGCAAUAU